UGUGUUUCUGCUUAGUUUUCUUUUCGAUCUGUAUUUCAGUCCCAGGUCUGUUAACAUGCCUGAGCCAGCGAAGUCGGCGCCUGCCCCGAAGAAGGGCUCCAAGAAGGCCGUCACCAAGGCGCAGAAGAAGGAUGGCAAGAAGCGCAAGCGCAGCCGAAAAGAGAGCUACUCGGUCUACGUGUACAAGGUGCUCAAGCAGGUGCACCCCGACACGGGCAUCUCGUCCAAGGCCAUGGGCAUCAUGAACUCCUUCGUCAACGACAUUUUUGAGCGCAUCGCCGGCGAGGCGUCACGCCUGGCGCACUACAACAAGCGAUCCACCAUCACGUCGCGGGAGAUCCAGACGGCCGUGCGGCUGCUGCUGCCCGGGGAGCUGGCCAAGCACGCCGUGUCGGAGGGCACCAAGGCUGUCACCAAGUACACCAGCUCCAAGUGAGCAUCUGGCAGCUGCCUACAACCCAAAGGCUCUUUUCAGAGCCACCUACUUUUUCACUGUAAGAGUUGUGAUGACUUACCUGUUUUUUGUGAUAAAGCAUUUAUUUGUAUUUUUAUUUUUUGAAGUAAAUUACUUUGCAGAAAAUGGA
Cavia porcellus (domestic guinea pig) is the source of this 584-nucleotide messenger RNA. RefSeq names its product histone H2B type 1-C/E/F/G/I. The record is from RefSeq and is a predicted model, not a curated record. Lineage: Eukaryota; Metazoa; Chordata; Mammalia; Rodentia; Caviidae. Gene Ontology annotation, molecular function: DNA binding; structural constituent of chromatin; protein heterodimerization activity. The transcript has a single exon. The coding region runs from base 56 to 436 and encodes 126 amino acids. Gene Ontology annotation, cellular component: nucleosome.